This is a messenger RNA of Moesziomyces antarcticus, 1464 nucleotides long. RefSeq names its product guanylate kinase. Gene Ontology annotation, molecular function: small GTPase binding. The coding region runs from base 1 to 1464 and encodes 487 amino acids. The transcript has a single exon. Lineage: Eukaryota; Fungi; Basidiomycota; Ustilaginomycetes; Ustilaginales; Ustilaginaceae. Gene Ontology annotation, cellular component: Golgi apparatus. Gene Ontology annotation, biological process: Golgi organization; endoplasmic reticulum to Golgi vesicle-mediated transport. The record is from RefSeq and is a predicted model, not a curated record.
AUGACGGCGGCAGCGUCGACAGCGCGGGUAUCGCUCGACGAGCCUGGAACGUCUUCACAGCCGAAUGGCAAAUCGAUACCAACACACACCGACACAGAUGAUGGCAAUGAGGAUGACGCAGGGUGGCGCGAUCUUUCGGGGAUGUCGGAGGACGAGGUGCGGGAGGAGCUCAGCAGGGUGCGCGAGGAGCGCGACACCUUCGAGACGCAGUACCGCUCGCUGCUAUCCAAGCUCACCACGAUGCGCGCUACACUGGGCGACCGGCUUCGGCAAGACGCCGAGGAGCUUGACCGGCGCGAAACGCAGAUCGAGUCGCUGACGGCCAAGGUGUCUUCGCUCGAAUCCUCAACUGCGACGUUGAGGGAUGAGCUGGUUGCGUCGCACGACGAGACGGAACGGCUGACCAAGCAGGUAGACACACUGCGUGCAUCGCUUGCAGCGACCGAGAGCGACAGGGCGACGAGGUCGAGUAGCGAUGCGGGGCGGAUGGAGCGCGAGCGCGAGCUGCACGAGCUUGUGGAGCGCACCAAGCUGGAUGCGCACAACUGGCAAUCAGCGUGCCUGGAAGAACGUGCGCGGCGCGAGGAUCUCGAGACGCAACUGUCCGACGCUCGCGAUGCAGCCGAACGCGCGCGCCAGGCCGAGACGCACCACCGCCUCAUCGCCGAGCGCGAAGCCGCCUCGGCCGCCAACCUCUCUGCCGUCCUCAGCGAAUUCGAGUCCUCGCAAGAAGCGGAGCUCUCACGAGCUCUCGGUGACCACCGUGCCCAACUCGAUACCCUCUCCACCUCUCUCGCCGAGUACAAAUCGCGUGCCGAGACGGCCGAGAGCAAGCUUUCCGAGAAUGCGGACUUGGCAUCACAGGCGGAGAGACUCAGUGCGCAGGUGAAGGAGAAGAAUCUGCUGAUCGGCAAGUUGCGUCACGAGGCGGUGAUUCUCAACGAACACCUUACCGAAGCGCUGCGUAGGCUGCGCAAUGACCAGAGCGAGACCAACGUGGACAAGCGGCUGGUGACGAAUCUGGUGAUCCAGUUCAUUACUACCCCGCGCACGGAUGGCAAGCGCUGGGAAAUGCUCAACCUCAUCGCAAGCGUUCUUGAUUGGUCCCACGACCAACGCCAACAAGCCGGCCUCUCCAAAGCCUCAUCCACAGCCACAGGGGCACAGAGACCUGCUUUGCGAAGCGCAAACACAAACGCUUCAGCGGCGAGUGUCGGUGCCGACGAGAGCUUUUCAAAUCUCUUUGUCGAGUUCUUGCUCUCGGAGGCUGAGAGUGGAAAGGAUAAGGACGGAUCGCAAGAGGCCGAGGGCCAAGUGCCAAAUAGGCUGCUCAGCCCGACGAGAUCCGACUUUGCCACUUCGCCAGAGCCACCUCAGGAUGCCCAGCAGCAGCAACAGCAGCAACAGCAAUCAUCCGGGUUGGGGUCGUAUUUCGGUCUUUCGCGCGGAGGCAAUCGCAAGUAG